Molecule: messenger RNA, 369 nt
Organism: Acanthoscelides obtectus
Lineage: Eukaryota; Metazoa; Arthropoda; Insecta; Coleoptera; Chrysomelidae
Source: the annotation of a GenBank genome assembly
CCACACUCCACGAAAACGCAAAGAAAAUGACACCGGUAACAACCGUUCUGAUGAAUGGAGAACAUUAAGAGAAACACACAUCAUUUGUCAGCCGAAAAUAUCCGCGCGCAUAUAAAUGGAAGAAGGAGGAAUUGGUCCCAACAGGGAAGGCCUGGAAUGAAAAUGGGAUGGAAUUCUUCGGGAAUGCCACAACAGCCAGACGACAAUGAUUGAUAGGAGAUGAUAGAUUGUUUCAGGCUUGAAAUAUUACUAGAUUUAUAAAUACUUAGGAUAUAAAUUCUGACAGUCAAGUCAGUCGAGCGUACUAAUCAAAAUAAAUAUGGAAAAUUUGCCAUGAAGUCUAAAUACCGUAUAGAAAAUGAUUCUUCG